Messenger RNA from Echinops telfairi (small Madagascar hedgehog), 3643 nucleotides. It is a transcript of the gene FLT3, whose product is annotated as fms related receptor tyrosine kinase 3. Gene Ontology annotation, cellular component: signaling receptor complex. Gene Ontology annotation, biological process: positive regulation of kinase activity; cytokine-mediated signaling pathway; B cell differentiation. Lineage: Eukaryota; Metazoa; Chordata; Mammalia; Afrosoricida; Tenrecidae. Gene Ontology annotation, molecular function: ATP binding; transmembrane receptor protein tyrosine kinase activity. The record is from RefSeq and is a predicted model, not a curated record. Bases 1 to 3195 code for a protein of 1064 amino acids. The transcript is spliced from 24 exons.
AUGGGAGUUGAUAUCCGCCACAACAAGGACCGAAAGUUUCGUCGCAAAGAACCCAAGAGCCAGGACAUCUACCUGAGCCUCCUGGUCAAGCUAUACAGGUUUCUGGCCCGGUGGACCAACUCCACCUUCAACCAGAUCCGGAAGAUGAAGCUUCCUGGCCGAGAAAACAAGACAGCUGUGGUCGUGGGGACCAUGACGGAUGACAUGCGGGUGCAAGAGGUGCCCAAGCUGAAGGUGUGCGCCCUGCGAGUGAGCACUGUUUUCUCAGUCAUUCUAUGCGGCGCUUUGACAAACCAGGAUCUGCCCGUGAUCAAGUGUGUCUUGAUCAACCACCAGGACAACGAUUCGGCAGCAGGACUCUCCUCGUCACACCCCACGGAGUCCAGACCAGCAGAAGACCUCGGCUGCUCACCGAGGCCCAAGGGCACCGAGUCCAUCUACGUAGCAGCCAAGGUCGAGGUGGACGUGUCCGCCUCCUUCACCCUGCAGGUGGCGCUCAGCAUCCCUGGGAACAUCUCCUGCCUCUGGGUCUUCAAACACAGCCCCCUGCACUGCCAGCCAAACUUUGACUUAGAGAACAGGGGAAUUGUCUCUCUGGUCAUUUGGAAAAUGACCGAAAGCCAAGCCGGAGAAUACCUGUUGCUGAUCCACAGUGAAGCAGCCAACUACACCAUCUCCUUUACAGUGGGCCUGAGAAGCCGACUGCUUUUUCCAUUAAGAAGACCCUACUUCAGAUGGCUGGAGAGUCAAGACGCCCUGCUCUGCGUCUCAGAGGGGAUCCCAGAGCCAGUGGUGGAAUGGGUGUUCUGCGAAUCACAGAGUGACAGCUGCAAAGAGGAAGGUCCGGCUCUCGUGAGGAAGGAGGGGAAGAUACUCCACGAGUUAUUUGGAACACACAUGAGAUGCUGCGCGCAAAAUGAAUUCGGCAGGGAGUGUACCGAGCUGUUCACCGUAGAUCUAAACGCAAGUCCCCAGAGAGCACCACCCCAGAUCUUUCUUAAAGUCGGGGAGCCGCUGUGGAUCCGAUGCAGGGCUGUGCAUGUGGACUAUCGAUUCGAACUCAAAUGGGAACUCGGGAACAAGCCCCUGGCCGAGGGCAGCUUCUUUGAGAUGAGUUCCUAUUCUACAAACAGAACUAUGAUACGGCUUCUGUUUGCUUUUGUAUCAUCAGUGGGAAGAAACGACACUGGAUCCUACACUUGUUCCUCUUCGGAGCAUCCCAGUAAAUCAACUUUGGUUACCAUCGUAGACAAGGGGUUUAUAAACGGCUCCCAGUCCAGUGAAGGUCACGAAAUUGACCCGUACAAGAGGUUUUGUUUUUCGGUGCGGUUCCGAGCAUACCCACGGGCCCGAUGCACCUGGAGCUCUUCGAAGGAAUCCUUCCCCUGUGAGCAGAGAGCCCUGGAGGACGGCUACAGCGUAUCGAAGUUUUGCGACCACAGGCACCAGGCAGGAGAAUAUAUCUUCCAUGCUGAAAAUGAUGAUGCCCAGUUCACCAAAAGGUUCACGCUGCACAUACGAAGGAAACCUCAAGUGCUGGCCGAGGCCUCGUUGAGUCAGGCUUCCUGCUCUUCCGAUGGAUACCCACUCCCAUCCUGGACCUGGAAGAAGUGCUCCACACAGUCCCCCAACUGCACGGAAAACAUCACGGAAGGAGUCUGGAGUAAAAAGUUCCACAGGCGAGUGUUUGGACAGUGGGCGUCCAGCAGCACCCUCAACAUCAGCGAGGCGGUGAUGGGCUCCCUGGUCAAGUGCUGCGCCUACAACUCCAUGGGUUCCUCCUGUGAGAGCAUCCUCCUGAACCGGCCAGGGCCCUUCCCUUUCAUUCAGGACAACAUCUCCUUCUACAUCACCGUCGCGCUCUGCGUGCCCUUCAUUGCGGUCUUGACCGUGCUGCUGUAUCACAAGUACAGAAAGCAGUUUCGGUAUGAGAGCCAGUUGCAGAUGGUCCAGGUGACGGGCACCUUGGACAACGAGUACUUCUACAUCGACUUCCGAGAAUUCGAGUACGACCUCAAAUGGGAGUUCCCCAGAGAAAAUUUGGAGUUUGGGAAGGUGCUGGGAUCAGGUGCUUUCGGGAGAGUGAUGAAUGCAACGGCCUAUGGGAUUAGUAAAACGGGAGUCUCCAUCCAAGUUGCUGUCAAAAUGCUGAAAGAAAAGGCGGACAGUACUGAAAAGGAGGCUCUCAUGUCAGAACUCAAGAUGAUGACUCACCUGGGAAGCCACGAGAACAUCGUCAACCUGCUGGGGGCGUGCACGCUGUCAGGUCCGGUCUACCUGAUUUUUGAAUAUUGCUGCUAUGGCGACCUUCUCAACUAUCUCCGGAGUAAAAGAGAGAAAUUUCACCGGACCUGGACAGAGGUUUUUAAGGAUCACAACUUCAGUUUUUACCCCACGUUCCAGUCACAUCCGAAUCCCAGCAUACCUGGCUCCAGAGAAGUCCAAAUACAACAGGAUUUGGAUCAGGUCUCGGGGUUCAAUGGAAAUCCAUUUCCUUCCGAAGAUGAGGUUGAAUACGAAAACCAGAAAAGGCUGGAAGAAGAGGAAGGCUUGAACGUGCUCACCUUUGAGGAUCUUCUCUGCUUUGCAUAUCAAGUUGCCAAAGGGAUGGAGUUUCUGGAGAUCAAGUCGUGCGUCCACAGAGACCUGGCGGCCAGGAAUGUACUGGUGACCCAUGGGAAAGUGGUGAAGAUAUGUGAUUUUGGAUUGGCCCGGGACAUAAUGAACGACUCCAACUAUGUCGUCCGGGGCAACGCCCGGUUGCCCGUGAAGUGGAUGGCUCCUGAAAGCUUGUUUGAAGGCAUCUACACCAUUAAGAGCGAUGUCUGGUCCUACGGAAUUUUACUCUGGGAAAUAUUCUCUCUUGGUGUGAACCCGUACCCCGGCACCCCUGUGGAUGCAAAUUUCUAUAAACUCAUUCAGAGCGGGUUCAAAAUGGACCAGCCGUUUUACGCCACAGAAGAAAUAUACUUCAUCAUGCAGUCCUGCUGGGCUUUCGACUCCAGGAAGCGCCCGUCCUUCCCCAACCUGACGUCGUUCCUCGGCUGUCAGCUGGCCGACGCGGAAGAGGCGAUGUAUCAGAACCUGCAUGGUCAGAGCCGGGAGCGCACUUCCAUCUACCAGAACCGGCGACCUGGCGGUCCAGAAAUGGACUCAGGGGCUCCCUCUCCAGCAGUGCAGGCAGAAGACUCGUAGAGACAAGCAACAGUCCAACAAAUCCAUCUCAGUGAGCUUCUCCCCCGCCUCCCGUAAACCGGCUGUAGAUGACCAACACGAGGUUAAGUUCAUCACUCAAGAAAAUAUGUUAUCAACUGCUGCUUUUCUGGACCUUUCUCUCGGGGCUGUCUUCUUUCCUCUUGUUCCCAAAGGGACUUUUCUAGAACCGGGCCAAGGUCAUCCUUGAGGCAGGAAGAGCUGGCGAUCAACUCUUCGUAGAGCAUUGACGUCCAAGGGCUCCUGGCGCCGACCGCGUGACUGCCAUAGGCCGGAAGUCGACUCUGUUUCAUGUAAAUACCUAAAGCGGAAGCAUUUUGCUAAGAAGCUAAUAUGAUUUUCUAAAUCUAUGUUUUAAAACAAUAUGUAUCUUUUUUCAGCUAUUUAGUGAUCUAUUUUAUGGAUGGGAAUAAAGUUUCUACUCUAGAAA